Messenger RNA from Dicentrarchus labrax (European seabass), 2168 nucleotides. RefSeq names its product putative mediator of RNA polymerase II transcription subunit 26. Gene Ontology annotation, cellular component: membrane; MHC class II protein complex. Gene Ontology annotation, molecular function: MHC class II protein complex binding. Gene Ontology annotation, biological process: immune response; positive regulation of T cell activation; immunoglobulin production involved in immunoglobulin-mediated immune response. The transcript is spliced from 14 exons. NCBI's taxonomy places the organism in Eukaryota, Metazoa, Chordata, Actinopteri, Moronidae. The record is from RefSeq and is a predicted model, not a curated record. The coding region runs from base 112 to 1821 and encodes 569 amino acids.
UGAACAGUCUGCCUGGUAACAGCUGACGAGCAGGUCAUGUGAUGUGUUCUCUGCUUUUUAGAGCCGCUCUCAGUCAGACUGUGUCAGUGUUUGUGAAGUGAACAGAGGAACAUGGCUUCAUCCUUUCUCAGCUUCUCCCUCCUCUUCAUCAUCAGCCUCUACACAGCAGAUGGAUUUCUGAAUUAUAUGACAACUCGCUGUGAUUUUAACUCCACUGAUCUGAAGAACAUCGAGUACAUCAGGUCGUACUAUUACAACAAGUUGGAGCUCCUCAGGUUCAGCAGCAGUGUGGGAGAGUAUGUUGGUUACACUGAGUUGGGAGUGAAGAACGCUGAACGCUUUAACAAAGAUCCUUCAAAACUGGCUCAGAUGAGAGGUGAGAAGGAGAGGUACUGCCUGACCAACGUUAACGCUGACUACCAAGGUGCUCUGGAUAAAUCAGUUAAGCCCUAUGUCAGACUGCACUCGGUGGCGCCCCCUGCUGGUAAACAUCCCUCCAUGUUGGUCUGCAGCGUCUACGACUUCUUCCCCAAACACAUCAGAGUGAGCUGGCUCAGAGACGGACAGGAAGUCACCUCUGAUGUCACUUCCACUGAUGAGCUGGCAGACGCUGAUUGGUUCUACCAGAUCCACUCUCACCUGGAGUACACGCCCAGGUCAGUACAGAACCAGAACCAGGUCCACUCUCACCUGGAGUACACGCCCAGGUCAGUACAGAACCAGAACCAGGUCCACUCUCACCUGGAGUACACGCCCAGGUCAGUACAGAACCAGAACCAGAAUCAGGUCCACUCUCACCUGGAGUACACGCCCAGGUCAGUACAGGACCAGAACCAGAACCAGGUCCACUCAAACCUAGAGUACACGCCCAGGUCAGUACAGGACCAGAACCAGAACCAGGUCCACUCAAACCUGGAGUACACGCCCAGGUCAGUACAGAACCAGAACCAGAUCCACUCUCACCUGGAGUACACGCCCAGGUCAGUACAGAACCAGAACCAGAUCCACUCUCACCUGGAGUACACGCCCAGGUCAGUACAGAACCAGAACCAGGUCCAGAUCCACACUCACCUGGAGUACACGCCCAGGUCAAUACAGAACCAGAACCAGGUCCAGAUCCACUCAAACCUGGAGUACACGCUCAGGUCAGUACAGAACCAGAACCAGAACCAGGUCCACUCUCACCUGGAGUACACGCCCAGGUCAGUACAGAACCAAAACCAGGUCCAGAUCCACUCAAACCUGGAGUACACGCCCAGGUCAGUACAGAACCAGAACCAGGUCCAGAUCCACUCUCACCUGGAGUACACGCCCAGGUCAGUACAGAACCAGAACCAGAACCAGGUCCACUCAAACCUAGAGUACAUGCCCAGGUCAGUACAGAACCAGAACCAGAACCAGGUCCAGGUCUACUCAAACCUGGAGUACAAACCCAGGUCAGUACAGAACCAGAACCACUCAAACCUGGAGUACACACCCAGGUCAGUACAGGACCAGAACCAGGUCCAGGUCCACUCUCACCUAGAGUACACACCCAGGUCAGUACAGGACCAGAACCAGGUCCAGAUCCACUCUCACCUGGAGUACACGCCCAGGUCUGGAGAGAAGAUCUCCUGUGUGGUGGAGCACGCCAGCCUGAGAGAACCUCUGGUUACUGACUGGGACCCCUCCAUGCCCGAGUCUGAGAGAAACAAGAUCGCCAUCGGAGCCUCCGGACUGAUCCUGGGUCUGAUUUUGUCUCUGGCUGGAUUCAUCUACUACAAGAGGAAGGCCCGAGGUCAGACCAGUACCCAGACUGAAACCAGACCAGACCCAGACUGAAACCAGACCAGUACCCAGACUGAAACCAGAACAGUACCCAGACCAGCACCCAGACUGAAACCAGACCAGUACCCAGACCAGUUCAAGACUAAAACCCAACCAGUACCCAGACUGAAACCAGAACAGUACCCAACUAUUAAACCAGUUUUAGUCCAGUCUCAGACCAGGUUUAUCAGAGUCUCAGUCUGGUUUAUCCUCAUUAGUCCUUCAGAAACUGCUCAAUGUGGUUGUCUCAGUGUACUUGUUUUGGAUCAGUUUGGACCACCAGGGCCCUUUAGUCAUCUUGUUCUUUAAACCAGAACCAGGAGUCUAAUUCCCACUAACAGGCAGGAUCCUGAACCCUGACC